AUGGGUGAGAUGCCAUCAAAAAAUAAUAUGAUUUCCACCCUUAUCGUAUCGCCAGCAAAUGGCGCGACUCUUCAAACAAAUACACCAUUUACAGUUAAUGUAGUAUCAACCAAUCUCAAUGCUGGCUUUUUCUCAAAUCCAGCCACACAAUAUUAUGUAAAUCCACAAUCACUUGGUGCUAAUGGUAAUAUUAAUGGUCAUAGUCACGUUACCAUCCAACAAAUCAAAGGUAAUACUCCUCCUGAUGCGAGAGUGUUUUCAUUUUUCGUGGGAUUGAACAAUGCUACUAAUAACCAAGGACAAUUAGUUGCUAAUGUUGCAAAUGGUGUACCAACUGCUGGCACAUAUAGAAUUUGCACUAUGACAGCUUCGGACAGUCAUCAGCCUGUUAUGAUGCCUAUUGCUCAACGUGGUGCUCAAGAUGAUUGUAUCAGGGUUAAUGUUGUUCAAGCCAAUGCUGGAAAGGGUGGAAAUCAAGCUCAGGGUGCUGGUGCUAAUGGAGGAAAAGCUGCAGGAACUCAAGCUCAGGGUAAUGGUGCUAAUGGAGGAAAAGCUGCAGGAACUCAAGCUCAGGGUACUGGUGCUAAUGGAGGAAAAGCUGCAGGAACUCAAGCUCAGGGUGCUAAUGGAGGAACUCAAGCUCAGGGUGCUAAAGGUGCAAGGAAAGCCAAAGGAAAGAAAGCAGCUAAAGCAGCAAAAGCAAAAAAGAGAAUGUUUUAA
Messenger RNA from Dentiscutata erythropus, 720 nucleotides. Lineage: Eukaryota; Fungi; Glomeromycota; Glomeromycetes; Diversisporales; Gigasporaceae. The record is from the annotation of a GenBank genome assembly.